Messenger RNA from Hippoglossus stenolepis (Pacific halibut), 4476 nucleotides. RefSeq names its product nucleolar protein 8 (gene nol8). The record is from RefSeq and is a predicted model, not a curated record. NCBI's taxonomy places the organism in Eukaryota, Metazoa, Chordata, Actinopteri, Pleuronectiformes, Pleuronectidae. Gene Ontology annotation, molecular function: RNA binding. The transcript has 19 exons. Bases 127 to 3846 code for a protein of 1239 amino acids.
CGGAACGUUUCAGCGGCUGCGGGAACAAGCACGGAAGGGAAAGUCGACGGGAACAGCCCCGGACCGAGUUGACGGUAACACCCGCUGGACACAUGUGAGUGACCGCGUCGUCGUGGAUACGGAGCAAUGCAGCGGCUGUACAUCGGUGGGUUGAGCCACACAAUCACUCAGAAGGAUCUGAAGGAUCGGUUUGGGAAGUUUGGAGACGUGCAGGAUGUUGAGCUACGGACCAGGAGAGACGAUGAUGGAGUUCCUUACAAAACCUUCAGCUACAUGAACAUCAACAUUUCAGAAGCUGACCUGAAGAGAUGUCUGACGGUGCUGAACAAAUCCAAAUGGAAAGGAGGAACUCUGCAGAUUGAAAAUGCCAAGGAGAGUGUCCUGCACAGACUGACUCAGGAGCGUCAGGAGGCGGAGGAGCAGCGCCUCCAGCCGCCUGCACCUGAAGACAAGAGGCAGAAGCUGCUCGACUCCCUGAGCAAAGCCGGCGUGGACAACUUCCACAUGAACGCUGCAGUGCCGGGGACCGAAGUCCCGGGACACAAGGACUGGGUGGUCAGUAAGUUUGGACGAGUCCUCCCCAUCCUGCAGCUCAGGUGUCAGAAAGGCAGCAAAGCUCGAACCCUGAACUACGACCCGUCCAAAUACAGCCACAACAUCCGCAAGCUGGACCGAGGCGAAGAUGACCAGCACACCCCUGUCACCCAGCUCACCUGGGAGGUACAGGGAGGGGACGAUGACAUCAGCAAAAAGAGGCGGGGCGAGUUCCCUCCAUAUGUGCCACCAAAACCCAAAAAGAGUCGGAAAAGCGUCACCAACUCCCAUAAUGCAGUGAGCACAACCAGAUUAGAGCCGACUGUUCAUUCCGUCCAUGUCCCCGAGCCCGAGCCCGAGCCCGAGCCUGAGCCUGAACCUGAACCUGAACCUUUCAGCAACGGAUUUCCACUCCCAACCAACCAAAGACCGGCUCCGAGGAGGUUGGUACCUUUCAGUGGCUACGAUGUGGAUUCGGACGACGAAAUCCGCAUGCUGGUGGCCGAUCAGAACACCUCCCAUGGUGCACUGAGGCAGGAAGUGGAGGAUGAUAAACUGGAAGUGGUUGGAUUAGACUACCUGGUGAAGUCGGGACGUUCCUGUAGGCCAGAUGCCAAAGACGAGGAUGACUAUGAUUCUGCUGACACAGAUGAACUCUUUGCAUCCAGGAAACCUCCUCCUGCUCCUCUUCCUCCUCCAGCUCCAUCGCAGGAGAAACAGACCCAGCCCGCUGCAGAAAACCGCUCAGGGAACAACACGGAUAAGAAGAAAAAGGCGAAGAAGAAAAGUAAAGCUGGAGCAGAAGAGGAGGAGAAGGAGGAGGAUUCAGCAGAUGCUGAAGAUCACAUAACUUCUGCCCCUUCUCAGAAAAAAAGCAGCAACCAGCGUAAGAAGUUGGUGGUUCUCCCUGUUGUGAAGUCCUCUUCCUCAGAGGAGGAGGAGGAGGAGGAGGAGGAGGAUGAUGAUGAUGAUGAUGAUGAUUAUGAAGCCAUGUUUUCUAACGUCACCCAUCUGGAGAUCUCCAUGGCUGAUCUACAGAGGCUAGCUGAAGAAGCCAAGCAGACCUCUGAGACUACAGCUCCCAGCAUCCCUAGCGGCAGCCCCGAAAAAGAAACUAACCUCAUAUCUGGCGUCACAAAACAACCCGCACCCAAGAAAGGCACCAUGCCAGAAGAGAUCCUCGCCUCCAUCAUGCGGGGCUACUGCAGCGAUGAUGACAAGAAGAAGAAGAAAGGGAUGCUGCCCGCCUUCCAGGGAACAAAAACAUUGUACAAGGGAUUAGAAACAAACGACUGCCAGAAGAGACAGAGAGAGGAGCAGCAAGCGGAGAGAACAGGAAGUGUGGUCAAAAAACACAAGCUGCACUCAGAAGCUCCUCAAGUGGACCAGAAAGCAGCUGAAAGCAAAACCAGUAAAAGUUUGAGCAAAGGAAAACACAAAAAGACAGAGAGCAGUGAGGAGGAGGAGGAGGAAGAGGAGGAGGAGGAGGUUGUGAAGGUCGUGAAGGUCGUGAAGAACAAGGCUGCUACUAAAGUUCCAAAUAAAUCUGCUGUUAAUACUGAGAAACCGGAGACAAGUCCCUCCUCCAGCAGCGAUGAUGAGGAGGAAGAGGAGCAGAGGAUGAAGACCAGUCGGGCUGUUCCAUCAGCCAAAGCUACAGCAAAGACUUCACCUUCAUCCUCCAGCUCCUCUGCUGAGGAAGACGAGGACGAACAAGAGAUUGUCUCUGCCAAAGGUGUUGGGAAAACAGCAACUCCCCCUGUUCCUCACAGCGAGUCGUCGUCGUCGUCCUCCUCCUCUUCCUCCUCCUCCAGCGACGAGGAGGAAGAGAAAGUGCAGGUUCCCUCCCGGGUGACGUUAGGAGCCAAGGAGGAAGAGGAGCAGCAGAGGAAGGCCAACACGAGGAGACUCGCUGCCAUCCAGCAGAGAAUGAAGGAGACCGAAGAACACAAGAAGCUCAUACAGGGAGCUCUCUCCAACGUGGAUACUCCAAAACCAGGAGCAGGAAAACAUAUUGUCUUUGGCUCUGAUGAUGAGGAGGAUGAUAGUGAUGAAGAUGUGCAGCAGACAACCUCAGAUGUCACAAUGUCAAAAAAGAAGACCCUGUUCAAGGACAGCCAAUCAGAAUCAGAGGACGAGACCACGGAUGAUGAGGCAUCAGCCAAUGAGAAGAACCAAACAAAACAGAAGGUGCGUCUGAAGCAGUCAGGCCCUCAGCUGUUUGGCGGCAGUGAUGAUGAUGAAGAGGGUGGUGAUGAAGAGCAGGAUGGCAGCAGGUUUGACGUCAGACCUGAGUUUGAAGGUCGAGCCGGUCAGAAGCUGAUGAAGCUACAGUCUCACUUCGGGGCAGACGAGCGAUUCCGAAUGGAUUCUCGCUUCCUGGAUGAAGAUGAGCGCAAAGACGAAGAGCCAGAGAGGAAGAUGACCGAGGAUGAUGGGGCUCUGGAGGAGGAGAGGAAGAAGAACCUGUCCAUCAUGCAGAGCGUCCUCGGCAGCAGCCAACAAACCUGCAGCAGCAAGACUGCCGGCAAAGCCAAGACCUUCAGAGACGUGUCAGCGCUGCACUACGACCCCAGCAGAGAGGAACAUGCUGCGUUUGAGACCAAACCAGAUGAAAACAAAGAGAGCAAGUCGGCCAGGAGGAAGAAGAGGGAAGAGGCUCAGAAGCUUCCGGAGGUUUCUAAAGACAUUUAUUAUGACGUGUCUGGAGACCUGAAGGCCGUGUUUGGUUCGACAAAGGAUGACAUCACUGAAGAAGAAGAAGUAGAAGAAGAUGAAGAAGAAGAAGAAGAAGAAGAAGAGAAGACAACCUGGGACCAAGAAGAGGUAGAGGAAAAAAGAGGGAAAGAAGAGGAGCCGACUCCGGUGACGUCUCUCGUCUCUGCUGAUGUAGAAAAAGAGGAGUCUGGAUUUAAAUUCUCCUUCUUUGGAGACGAUGCAGAAACAGAAAUUAAAGAGACGGCAGAGUACAAGGUGGAGAUUAUCGAAGCUCCAAAGGUGUCAUGGCAACAAGACCCACGUUUCCGAGACAGCAGCUCAGAGGAGGAAGAUGAGGAUCAGGAGGAAGUUGAGGAGCAGAUCAUUGCUACACCUAAAACCACAGAAGCAGAGACUCCUGCAAAGACCGGUCUCCUCUUCUUCUUCUACCCUGAGGACAGCAGAUUGGCAGAGGGCCCGAGGUUAUUCUGUCGUCCCUCUCAGCUGGAGGAGCAGAUAGAGCAGUGGGAAGAGCGGAGGACCACACUCCGACAGGAGUAUCGCAAGAAACACAAGGACGCCCGCAGAAAGCUGAAGGUCUCCCUGAAAAGCUGAGGAUGAUGGGAAGUCUGUUUCACUUUGAAUACCCUCGUCUGGACGUUACAGUUAGCAGAUUUAUUUCCUCUCGUUUGAUUUGUUGUCAUAGACUGAUUUUAACAGUCAACAGGAGAGAGAACAAACAGCAGCUGAAGACGCAGACUUGAAGCAAAACAUCAAGAUCAUCAGAAUAUAAAAUGUGUUUUUUUUAUUCUAUUAAAUCCUCAGAGAUCUUUUGUAAUCAGAGCCUCCUGUUGUUCUUGUUAGUUUCCUGAAUGACAGGCAGCAGCAGAAACAGAGGAUCUAACGAAUAGAGAUUGAAUUUAAUAAUAAAAUGAAUAUCAAAAGGUCGGACAACAUUUCUGCAUCAUUUUAUCUUUGACUCUUGUCUCAGGAUUCAGGGUGGAAGUUAUUUUUUGGCCUAUAAUCAAUUUAUUCUCAGUUUGAUCCUCCAAACAUCUCACGUCUCGUAUCUCUGGGCCUGAAACUGAAGGAUGUCAUUAGAUUGUUGUGAUUGGAUGGUGACUCAUUUGGGUUUUUGCAUCAUCACAGUAGUUUUGAUGAGAUGAUUCAGUGUCACUUUGUGGUUUAAAAUAAAGUGAAAUGAUAUUUUGUAUAUUUGGAAAUAAAGCUUUGUGUUUGUGAGAA